GCAUCAGCAUCAGCACCAGCACUGCCCGUGCGUGAUGACGUCACCACUCUGCUUCGGCGUGGUGCGUAGCGUAACAUUCCAUUGAGAAGAAGAGGGGAAAGAUGGCGUCCUCUAACAAUCCUCGCAAAUUCAGCGAAAAAAUCGCUCUGCAUAACCAGAAACAGGCGGAGGAGACCGCGGCGUUCGAGGAGGUCAUGAAGGAGCUGAACAUCACCAGAGCUGCCCGGUUGCAGUUACAGAAGACCCAGUAUUUGCAACUAGGGCAGAAUCGUGGACAGUACUAUGGAGGCUCACUGCCCAAUGUCAAUCAGAUUGGAAAUGGCAACAUUGACCUGCCUUUUCAGAACUCUGUGCUGGAUACCAGUCGAACAACCAGGCACCACGGGCUGGUGGAGCGUGUUUACCGUGACCGGAACCGCAUCACCUCUCCUCACCGCCGGCCGCUGUCAGUCGACAAACAUGGACGCCAAAUUGACAGCUGUCCUUACAGCUCAGUUUACCUCUCACCACCGCCAGACACUAGCUGGAGAAGGACAAAUUCAGACUCUGCCUUACACCAGAGCGCCAUGAAUCCCAAGCCCCAGGAGGUGUUUGCAGGGGGAUCACAGGAGCUGCAGCCUAAACGAGUGCCUGGGAUGGAGGACUCGGAGUCGAACGCAGACAAGGAUGCACAGUUGUGGAAUGACAAGAAGGAUGAGUCGGAGCCCAACACAUGUGAUGUCCCUGGAAUCAAUAUAUUCCCAUCACCAGACCAGGAAUUGAACCCGUCUUUGCUCCCAGCUGCACACAACACCGGCGGUUCGCUGCCUGAUCUGACCAACAUCCAGUUCCCUCCUCCACUGUCCACUCCGCUGGACCCCGAGGACACUGUGGCCUUCCCCUCCCUCAGCUCGUCCAACAGCACGGGCAGCCUGACCACCAACCUCACCCACCUGGGCAUCAGCGCAGCCAGUCACGGGAUCCCCACCUCCUCUCAGCCCACCAUGACUGCAACGGCACAGCGCCGGCAACCUCCCGUGGUGCCGCUCACCCUCACCUCUGACCUCCAUCUCCAACAGUCGCCACAGCAGUUCUCUCCCACCCUGUCCUCACCGGUCAACAUCACACAGGCCGUACCAACAGAGACAUUGACCCUGGAGCAGCUUGCCCAGUAUCCCCUGUUCAACCAGUUGACGGUUCAGGCCCAGCUUCAGCUGCUCAGCGACCUGCAGAAGCAGCAGCAGGUCCUGUCACAGGGCAUCCAGCUCAUCACGUUCCCGACUCCAGCCUCCACUGGCACCGCCAGCAGCCCCUCCCCAGACAGCCAGACCCAGACAAUCGCCAGCAUCAGCAUCAGCUCGUACCGCAAUCAGACUGGCUCACCAGCCACUCAGUCUCCAACCUCCCCAGUCUCCAAUCAAGGCUUCUCCCCCGGCGGCUCACCUCAACACAUCCCCGUAGUGGGCAGUAUAUUUGGCGACUCCUUCUAUGAUCAGCAGUUGACAUCGAGGCAGACCAAUGCACUUUCUCACCAGCUGGAGCAGUUCAACAUGAUCGAGAACCCCAUCAGCUCCGCCAGCCUUUACAACCAGUGCUCCACCCUCAACUACACACAGGCGGCCAUGAUGGGCCUCACUGGCAGCAGCCUACAGGACUCUCAGCAGCUCGGCUACAGUGGCCACAGCAACAUACCCAAUAUCAUCCUCACAGUCACAGGUGAGUCUCCUCCGAGCCUCUCCAAAGAGCUGACCAACUCUCUGGCUGGCGUCGGCGACGUCAGCUUCGACACAGACUCUCAGUUUCCUCUGGACGAGCUGAAGAUCGACCCGCUCACCCUGGACGGACUGCACAUGCUCAACGACCCCGACAUGGUGCUCGCCGACCCGGCCACCGAGGACACGUUCAGGAUGGACAGGCUGUAACCUUAGAGGCUGACCGUGGCCAAUAACAAGAAGAGGAAAAGAAAAAAACGAAAAAACACUAACUUGUGAAUGGAGAGAAACAAAGGGCAGGAAGAACCCUCUCCCUCGUUGCAUGGCUGUCCAGCUGUCCGACCUCAGGACACAUCCAGUGGUUGCUGGGGAAUGGCCCUGCUGUCCCUUUGAACGAGAUUGGUCGCUCAGUGCUUUCGCUAGCCUGCUGUGUUUACAGUGUACCAUUACAUGCCACAUAUAUUCCAAACGCACAUUUUUUUUUCUCUUCAUAUCCACUUGAGUAUUUGUUUAUAUUUGCUCGUAGCAGGAAGCUGCUCGGACAUUGGGCUAAACCGUUUCCUGUUAUAACGGCUGUUAUAUCAAAAAAAACUAACAAAAAAGAGAAAAAGAAAAACUCCAUCCGGUUUGCUUGUACCUGGCGAUCAGGUGACUUGGUUUCCCCCAUCAUGCUGCAACAGCUUUCUCCUUCACACCUAAAGCUUUAUUUUUUGACAAACCAAAAGUUAUUUUCAAUCAUGUACUGUACGUUUUGAUGCUUUCUGUAUUUAUAUGUUCUAUUUAUUUAUUUGGUUAAAGAUUUUAUAUUCUAUUUCAUAAUUUAAAUUUGAUGCCAAAAUGCUCUCUGUAAGCAUAGUGUACAAUUGCACUGAUGUAAUUUGUGUCUAUUUAUUAAUAACUAACAUAUUUAUAUUGUGUUUGUUCAGCUACUUGGUUAAUGAAGGAGUGCAAAACCUCCCCAUAGUUGCUCUUCGGUGUUAGAUGUGCCAUUCUCCGAUGUAGGCACGUGGUCGACGCCGCCGUGCCGCCGCCCAACGCUUAAAUCAAAACGUCCUCGUCUCCACUGAUGGAUGGUUUUACGCCACUGAAAUUAUUUUUUAUCUGAGAAAAUCAUCAGGUAUUUCUAUUCAACUAGAAAGCGAGAGAAACGCGUCCAAAAUUAAUGCUCUGCAGGUCAAAAUCCAACACACGUUCAGACUGCUGCCGUCUGUUUUUAAACCAGAGAACACUCGAAUCUCAAACCUUUUGAAGUCGUCACUGUGAAAUCACCUGAUUUUGCCUUACAUGAGUGUUCUACUGUUCUACUCCAGUGUCUGACGUGACAGCGUAUUUUCGUAACAUAUUGUAACAUUUUGUGUAUUUGAGGGAAACUUAACUUUUGAUCAGUGAUACUUGUGGUUCUGUUGUGUAAGGUUUGACAAAUCAAUGUACUGUAUUUUGUAGCGGUACAGUUUUUAGCCAAAUUGUCAAUGUUUUUUAAAAGUGGGGCAAAAGAAAAAAAGAAACGUUAAAAAAAAAUCUAAGUAUGGAGGCGGUGCAAUUAUGGGGAGGCUUUCUGCUCCUGAACAGGGAAGCUCUAACAAAAUCUCUGCUGAUCUUUACCACAGUCAAUAACAAAGUUCUCUACAGCGAAUAGAUACAAUAGAUUUCCAUGGUCGAGUGUAGGAGAUGACUUAAAACGCCUUCAGACAGUUGUAUCCAUAAGAUGCAAUCUUACGAUUUCAGAGUUUAUGAAAAUAAGGAUUAUUUUUACUAGAGUAAGUAAAGAGAACAGAGAACAUAAAGGUUCCGUAGAAGAAAUAAUGAGUUUAUUUAUAUAUUUAAAGUACUUUAUGCAAUUUCUUGCCAGCAACAAGAUCGGCCUUGUUCUAUUCAGUGUUGCAAACAACUAAAAUGGUCACAUCGACGACAACAAUCGAGAACGUAGUUGACUCUGAAACUCUUAAUGUACUCACAUCAUCACUAACUAUGUUCAUGACACACACACACGUUUCUUUUUGCCAAAAUGUAUGAAAACAAGUGUCAAAUUUAAAAAAAACUGCUUCGGCCUUUUGUCAGAGUUUCCCUGAGAGUCGUUUGUAGGUCUGUGGGAUCAUGUUUGGUAUAUUGUUAUAUUUGUGUACAGACGUGCUAAUCACUUACUCACCUAAAGCGCUAUUGGGAAGAAUUCCCCACCUCCCACCUCCCCCUUCUUCUUCUUCUUCUUCUUCUUCUUCUACUUCUUUUUCUUCCCGAGACAGGAAUCACGUUUGGUUUUACUGCCCGACUCCCCAGUUUCUCAUCUGCUGUGCUCCUCCUCGAAAAGUUUGGUUUGCCUUCGACAGAUCUGUGAUUCCUAUGCAAAUAAGACGAAACAAAACAAAUCACCCUUCAAGAAAAAAACUCUCCACCUCCUGAUGUUUCAUUGUUUGACACAUUCCAGAAGUUAAGCUGGAUUUAUACUUUUGAGAUGGUUUGGUGAUGGAGCGAGGCCUGGAGCUGCCUGCUCGUGUUGUGUGUGACGUGGGGCCAAAGGUUAAUAAACAUGGUAGAAAUGGCUAUUGAGGACAAAAUGGAGAAAGAGAUUCAGUAUCAUCUCCAAUUGGAAGUAGCUUGAGAUAUGUAUAUUGUGAACUAGUGGCACCGUCCCAGUGCUAGAUCUCUGUCCACCGUCAUUGUAUGGUGUUUUUUUAUUUAAUUUUUAUUCCAGAGCGAGGUCUUUCAGUUUGAGAGCUGGACUUUUUUGAUUUCACCUUCAGGUUUUGUACCGCUCUCACUUUAACCUUCACAUCUAAGUAGCCCCUGCUCGUGCCUGGAUUUCAAUCGCUGGACAAAUGUGCAUUUUGAGAAUAAGCUUAAUCUCCUUGGAUCCGAAUUGAAUUGUGAAAUGACGCAGACCUGAUCGUCUGGAGGAUGCUGGCUGCAGGAAGUGGAGUUUUUGCAGUGGUGCUAUGACAAUCAAAUGAAAUAGUUUGCAGAACUAGGAAUUUAUACAGAGAAGCAUAAAUCCAGCUUUACUUAAUUCUUUUUUUUAAUCUUUUUUUGUUUCUAAAUUGCUCGUCCCGCCUAUUUCUUUUUAUUGAAUCACUUGUCGAUAAUCUUGACAACCACUUUCACACAAACUGCAUCUCUGCCUCUUCCACAGUUAAUUACUUCUUUGUGUCUCUCUCUGAUCCUAAAGGAAAACAACCUAAUUUAAGGUUUUAGAUCAGUGAAACUUUAGUUACUGUAAACAUCUGGCAGUUAUGAGCCAGGUCCUGAAAAAUAAGCCACUAAAACGAAACCCCCAGCAAUGCACAACACUUUACCAGAAGCCGGUUUUCUUUAUAUAAAGUCGAUAUUUUUUAUCACAAAAAAAAACAUGUUCUUAUUUGAUCUCUCAGCCUGAUGUCACCGAUGCAUUGUGGGUAAUGCCAGUGGUUGGAGCUCUCCUGUCAUUUCCUCCUCUCUCAUCCUGCUGAAUAACAGUCAUCCACACUGACCUUGUACAUACGCUAUAGCUGAAACUGAAUGCAUGACUAUACUGACAGAACCUCGACAAACGAAGACCUUCUCUUGCUCCACAGGUUUUGAUCCGUGUAACGUUCAAGCGAUCACACGCUCUAGAGGGAUGCAUGUAUGGGUUUCUCCUGUGCGACAAGUUUCAAUUUCUGUGACUCUGUUACCUCCAUCUCUGUAUUAUGGUUCUUCACGAAUGAUAAAAGAAUGUAAUCUCUGUGGCACCGUCCUAUAGUCCCAGCCUGUUGCCAAAUGACCCCCGACCUUUGGAGUGUUUUGGCCCCUUGCGGCUUCUCUCUUUCUUUCUCUGUCUCUGCUCUUCAAUCUUCUCCCCCCCCCCCCGACUGUUGCUCGUUCCACUCCUACUGUAGCAUCUGUGUACGAGUCGCUGUAAAUGGUCAAUUCUCGUAUGAAAAAGAGCAUCCUCCCCUCCUCCUCCUAUGUUCAUUACCUGUUUUGGCUUUCUUGAUAAAAUUGGAGCGGGCGACAUCGCAGUCCACUGCAUGACAUGAUAGACACCUAAAGAAGAUUUAUGUUGUUGCUUAUCAUGUCAGGUUCUGGACUGGGUAAAGUGUAAUUCUGUUUUGUUUUGUUUUUUUUUGUGCAAUGGUUUUGUCCACUAGUUGCUUGGCACUUUAUUUGUGGCCUCCUGGCUUUUGAGCAGGGACUGUUCUGCCCGAUGUGAAUGCUGACUCCACUACAGAUGUGUACACGGGAGAUAUUUUCAUGUCAAAGAAAAGAUGAAUUCUUUAUUUUCCUUUUGAAAACUAUAUUUUGGCUUUUCUUUUUAGGUUAAUCCGUGAAGAUUUUAGGAGAUACAACACUAGAAAGGGCUUUACUCCAGUGCAGCUUGCGCGCUCGUGUUGGGAAGGAACGGCGCUCCGAAUGUAUUUCUCUGUUUGUCAUCCCCCCCCCACACACACACACACACGUCUGAGUGAGUCACGUACAAACAGUGACAUUAAAACCACCCGAGUGCAGUGGUUAGUUUCAGCCUCAAAUAGACUCGACACUCACACUGCCACCAUCAACGCAACAGUGCUGCCUCAGCAGUGUCCCCUCAUGAAAUUAUCCAGACCCUAAAACCCUGGUUAAAUGACGAAUGUGUGAUUCCUGUCGAAAGUCCAACAUGUGCAGUUCUCCUGCAGAACAUUCUGAUCUACCAGAUGUGUAGAGCUGCUAGAAACAUGGUGGAUAAAGCACGGUGAGCUGCAGGAUGUGUGAAGGUCACCAAGUGGGAAACCUAGAAAUGAAAUGACGUAUGAGACCAGGACGUUUCACUCGUCACACAGAGGGAACAGCAGAGGUUAAGAGUUGGAUUUAAGCAGCUAAUACGAAUUUGAUUGGAGUUGGAGCUAGAAUGUCACUCAGUGGAGAACAGGCCUCCGCCCAGGUCCCACAGUUUAAUAUGGAAAACCAAAUAAAUUCAGGUUUCAUCAUCAAGAUCCUUGAAUUAUUCUUGGAGAAAAUGAAAAAACUAAGAUAGCCUGGAUCCAUCCCCUGAUCUAAGUCUACACUUUGGGGGUCACCAAAUCUAGUGAGUCUGAAACUAAACACUGAAUUGUAACAAAAAAAAGUAAAUUCUGGCCAACGAACUAAAACGGAAGGUCGAUUUUUCAAACACGAGAAAGACGGAUCACAUCAAAUCAUCUCCCACGUCUCGUAGAUCAUUGACAUUUCAUUCACCUGCUUCUUUUAGGUUGAGACUCCACUUGUCUUUUUAGCACAGCCCAUGUUCCCGUUGUGUUAAAAAGUCCUGAAUCAAAAUCUGAGAACGCAGAUGAGUGAAGCUCAAACAGGCGUCCUGUGUUUCCCAGGUCCUGAAAACAAAAGCUUAAGAUUCGCUGCUCAGUCGUUUUUUUGCUUUUUCCCUGAGAGCUUUAGGUCUGAAUAACGCGUCCCUUUAAUAACCUGGGUUUUCUAACCACAAUUCAUAGAAACAUGUAAAAGGUUAUGAAAAAAAAAACCCCACUGUUUAAGUUCCACUUCAAGCUUAUAGUGAGAAUAGCAUUAUAAUCACUGUUGUCCUGUAAGUCGUAGUAAAAAGAUCUGUAGGUACUUAUUUGUUGCCGUGAUUCUCCUUAUGUGACCAUUUGUUUAUAAGAGGAAAGAAAAAUGUCAAUUAAAUUGAAUGUGGAAAAACAGAUCUUUCUCUGCACAUAGUCUUGAUUUGCAGAAUAAUGCCAAUUCAGAAACAAACAAACAAACGACAUGGCAGCAGCGUGUUGCUGUGGACAUGCAUGAUGUUUCGAUCCUGUUGUAUAUUGUCUUUGCUAUCGGUUCUAUUUUGUAAUCUGUAUUUCCAAAUGCAAAAUUCAACAGAUUAUUUUGGAUAUGUGCAUGCUUGUGAAAUGUGCAGAAUGUUGAUUUCCACUAAAAG
This is a messenger RNA of Platichthys flesus (European flounder), 7548 nucleotides long. It is a transcript of the gene crtc1b, whose product is annotated as CREB regulated transcription coactivator 1b. Gene Ontology annotation, biological process: positive regulation of transcription by RNA polymerase II; protein homotetramerization. The transcript has 14 exons. Gene Ontology annotation, cellular component: cytoplasm; nucleus. The coding region runs from base 102 to 1901 and encodes 599 amino acids. Gene Ontology annotation, molecular function: cAMP response element binding protein binding. NCBI's taxonomy places the organism in Eukaryota, Metazoa, Chordata, Actinopteri, Pleuronectiformes, Pleuronectidae. The record is from RefSeq and is a predicted model, not a curated record.